ACGUUUGAUCACUAUCUUUUACGUGUGCAUCACGCUUCUUAAAACAAAAAGAAACGAACAAUAGGGUAUUCUGCUCUGGAAAGGACGCCACAUUCAGCUAUAUUCCAAACAAAGGACUUUUUCUUAUCGAGAAGUGAAGUCAUGAAAGUCUUGGUUUGCAUUACCUUGGUGGCUCUGCUUUGUUGCACUACGGAAGGUUGGAGAAAGAAAAAACUUAAUGUAAGAACAGUUAGUCAAGCGGGAGAAUCGUGCCAACUUCCAAAUGGCUUUCCUUGGGGAAACUGUUACAAGACAGUAAACUGCCCUGCUGCCCCCCACCUCAACUGUGCUGAAGGCCUGAGAUGCUGUAGCGGAUCCGGUACAGGAGAUGACAGCGCGGAUGACACCCGAACAGAAGUGCAAGAUACAGCGUAUGACAAAUUUUUGAGGGACAUGGGAAAAUAUUAUUCUUGAUCAGAAGAGCUAGACUGUAAAAUGCGGUCGCUUAUUCUACAUAUGAACGAAUGAAAAGUUGUAUAAGGGUUUCGACCUUUUUGUGGUGUUCAUUCAUGUUGAAACUUCAUUAAAAAUGUAAAACUUA
Molecule: messenger RNA, 580 nt
Organism: Stylophora pistillata
Lineage: Eukaryota; Metazoa; Cnidaria; Anthozoa; Scleractinia; Pocilloporidae
Source: RefSeq, a predicted model, not a curated record